AGGAAAGAAGGGGAAGGAGCCCCAGGACCGGCCGGACGGCAGGCGGGAUUAUGGGGCAGAAAGCGCGCAACCAGCCGUGACAGCAACUGUUAUGAAUUCCUCUGGACCGAACCAAAGCGAAAUCAACUCCGACAAAGCCGCGACCAAGCCGGGAAAUGUGGAAACGGAGACUCGCUGUGUCUACCCCAACGAGAGGCGGGAGAGGAAGCAGAUUUACACCCUUCUGAGCAUCAGCAAUAGUGUAAACGAGCAAGAGGAAAGGCCCUUGGAGGGUGCGAAUGGAACGGGAUGGGAGGAAGCAGUCCAAAGCUGGAGCAAGACAGCCCCAUUUGCUUACCUCCAACUACAAAAGAGAACCCGAAAGUCCAAGACAAGUGAGUCCGUCAAUAGAUGCCUCUACUGCUUAGAUUUGACGCCAGGUGUGGAACCGGAGCCCCAAAACAUGGUCCAAGUCAAAUCCGAUUUCAAACUCAACCCAAGCGCUGCCUCGGGCGGCCCUCCAGAAAAACAACAGACUUUGCUUUAUUCCAGUUCAGUCACAACAACUACUACUGCUGCCGCUACCCCUCCUCCUGCAACAGACGAGCCGAAGAGAGAAACGGAUUAUAGCAAAUUGCACUCUAUUGAAAUGUCCCAAGGAGAAAAGAAAAGAAUGGCCUUAAGAGAAGCCCAAGCUUCCCUGAGUGAAAAAAAGUUAUUUCUCCUAAAAGAGAAUCUGCUGUUCCCAGCGGAAAAGAAACCGGUGCCGAUCAAGGAAUAUAACAUCCUGUCACCGGGAAAGCCCCAAAGUUUAGCAACUGUCAAGACCAAAGAGAUAAGGAGCCACGAGCCUCUUCUGUGGAAUCGGUCUGGCACUGAGAUCACUGCUAAGUCAUCCUUGGUCCUGCCACCCUUGAAGGACACAGCGCUCAAACACAGCCUGGAUAACUCCGCAAAGAAAAGUAAGGUAGUCAAUUCCCAGGCCAGUGAGAAAACCUUCCAUGCUUUUGCAGAGACGGUUUCCUGCCCUCAGUUUUUAAAACCCAAGCAGCUCAAGUGCGAGCCGACGAUAGACGCCAUGUACGAUGCGGUGGUGAAGGAGCAGCUAAAAAUGCACGAGAUAGCCUCCGCUUUUGUCCCAAGGCUUUCCAAGACUUCGCUCCUCUCCAGGCAUUUGGAUCGGGGCUACUGGCACUUUUUGCCAGAUAGGAAAAGUUUAACCUUGAGCAGUUCGGUGCAGCUGAGAAGACACGGGCAUCUCCACAGCAGCCAUUCCCUGCAUGCAAAAGGAAGCCACGCCAGCAAAGCCAAUGAAAUUAGGAGGAGUUACAAUGGAGGCAAACAGGAAGGAAGCCAGGCUAAAUCUCAGGACAUCCCACUGCUUUCUGGAUUGUUCUCUUCCUUAACGGAACCAAGCUGGGAAAGAGUUACUCCUUUCAUAUGCUGUAAGACCCCAAAACAGCCCAAGAAGUCAAGAAUAACUCAACCAACCUCACGUCUACCUCGCCAGAGCAUGUCACAGUCUCUUAAGAAAAAUGUGUCUCGGGGAACCAAUCAACAACCAAGCCUGGAUUGCAAAUUUCCCGAAGGAGGACCCAUCGCCAGCAGCACAAAGGCUGGGGUUUCCUGCUUCAAGCCUUACACAUACAUCCCAACAAUGAAUGCCAACCCGGAGGGAGAAAGGGUAAGAGGAAAACUAGACUCCAUUCAGACGUUCCUAGGUGAGAAAAGGACUUUGCCGAUAAAGGAGUAUGAAAUCACGUAUUCUCAGCGGGCGGAACAGGAGGUCCUGAGCAUGCCAAAUGCGAGCCAAGGCCACCCUGCCAGCAGCUUGGACUGCAUCACUUUAAACGCACUGUUAGUCCUCCAGCCGGAAACUGGGGUCAUCAACCUGCACCUGGAGCCCCCUCCUAAACCUAAAGCAGUUGCGGUCAAGAGAUCAGACAAGGGGCACGGCGCUUCAACUCGCGUCGUCUCUCGCAGCUGUGCUGCAAAAGAAGCCAAAGAAAAGAAUCAAAACAAAGUAGAUAUAGAUCAUAUGGUGAAAAAGCAAAUACAGAAAUCAUGUACCGCUCUCUGAUUUGUCCAU
Messenger RNA from Notechis scutatus (mainland tiger snake), 2068 nucleotides. It is a transcript of the gene C9H16orf46, whose product is annotated as chromosome 9 C16orf46 homolog. NCBI's taxonomy places the organism in Eukaryota, Metazoa, Chordata, Lepidosauria, Squamata, Elapidae. The record is from RefSeq and is a predicted model, not a curated record.